AUGGCCGGCGUCACAGCCGGCAGCACCCGGGCCAAAACGGCUAGAAAUAUCCCGCACCGCCGCUCUCGCGUCGCAUCAUCACGAGCGCCGCCGUUCGCGUGGGCCACACCGCAGAUCGCGCUCCUCCUCCUCCUCACGGCGGCUUCCCCCUUCCUCCACUCGCCCGCCCACGCGCGCGUGCUCAACUGCCAUCGUCUGCACCCUCUUUCCACCACAGAAUCCGCCGCACUUUACGGCGCGGGCAACACUGCGCUCGGAGAUCCCGAUGGCGGAGGCGACGCGGGAGGCGACGCGGAUGCGCAAGGCGGGCGCGUGUACGCGGCGGAAGGGACGGGCGGGGAGCCUCCGCCGCCAUCGCUGUCGCCGGCGAGCGAGAUGUUCGACAUCUGCAGCUUCGCAGGAGACAUCAAUUUCACGGUGACGCCCACGUUCAUCGGCACCACGUGGAAGGGGUGGGGCACGUCCCUCGCCUGGCAGGGCAACUACAUAGGCGGGUUCGCGCGCGCGAACAUGGACGUGCUACUAGACGCCAUAUUCCACAAAACCAAGGGCCUGGGGCUCAACAUAGUGCGCUACAACAUCGGCGGGGGGAGCAGCCCGCAGCGCAGCCCGCAGUUCGCGCGCGACCAGCAGGCGCGCCUCAAGGCCAUGCCGGGGUACUGGCCCGCGGAGACCGCCGCGUUCGACUGGACGGCGGACCAACAGCAGCGGAACGCGCUGUUUGGCGCGCGCGCGCGCGGGGCAGACGUGUUCGAGGCGUUUUCCAACAGCCCGCCGUGGUGGAUGACCGUGUCGGGGGACGUGGCGGGGGCGAAGGGGCGGAACCAGACGAACCUGCAGCGCAAGUACGAGGGGAAGUUCGCCAACUACCUGGUUACCGUGGUGGAGCAAUUCGCCAAGAACCCCACAUGGAACAUCACGUUUGACACGCUAGAGCCGUUCAACGAGCCGCUGGAAGGGUUUUGGACCGCGGGCAACGGGCAGGAAGGGUGCAACGUGGACCCGGCAGCCAUGGGCAGGGUGCUGACGCAAGCAGGGAAGCUGCUCAAGGCGCGGCGCCUGCGCACGCGCGUGGCGGCGUUUGACAGCUGGGUGGAGAGCACGGGCAGGGCGCUGGCGUCGGUGCCUGGCAUGCGGUCAGCGGCGCGCAUCAACGUGCACUCGUACAUGGACCCCGCACAGCCCGCCAAGGACCCCGCUCGGUACACGGGGCAGGCUUACCUCGCGGUGCGCGACAUCGCAAAGCGGCUCGGCAAGGAGGUGUGGGUGACGGAGGCGGGGCACAUGGGGCGGGGCGGGCACCCGUACGACCUGUCGCUGUACGUGGUGCGCACGGUAAUGGAAGCCGUGAACUUGCUACACGCCUCCGCGUUCGUCUACUGGAUGGCCUAUGACCCGGACAUAGGCUGGGCUAUCGUGCGCUUUCCGUGGACCUACCCUGCGGGGUAUGCAGGCCCCAUUCCUAAGCCAGUGCUGACGAAGCGGUAUUUCAUGUUUAAGAUGCUCACGAGCCUGGUGCGACCAGGUAGCCAGCCCCUGAUGAUGCCGUCCAAGUGCUGGCACGGCAUGGCGGGGUUUUACCACGCUGGUGACCUCACUGUGAGCGUCUUUGUGGUGAACCAGAAGCCCACUGCUGCUCAGCUGUCCGUGAGCCUCGCCGGGUUUCGAAUGAAUGUGAAUGGCAGGACGAGGGCUGUGGUGCGGCGCACCUCGUGGAACCAGGAUAUGGCUGAAGUGGUGCUCUCUCAAGGGAAGACAGCGGCGAGUGUGACAAUACAGGGCCGAAGCUUUGUUUCAAUCCACUUCACUAAUGUGCAGAGAAGUUUCCCUUGA
Molecule: messenger RNA, 1833 nt
Organism: Closterium sp. Yama58-4
Lineage: Eukaryota; Viridiplantae; Streptophyta; Zygnematophyceae; Desmidiales; Closteriaceae
Source: the annotation of a GenBank genome assembly